This is a messenger RNA of Oryza sativa Japonica Group (Japanese rice), 2920 nucleotides long. RefSeq lists its product as uncharacterized. The record is from RefSeq and is a predicted model, not a curated record. Lineage: Eukaryota; Viridiplantae; Streptophyta; Magnoliopsida; Poales; Poaceae.
AAUGGUACUAGGUUUGCUAUGAUUUGGCUAGCCUACAUUAUUGAUUAUUAGUGGAAAGAGUACUAUUAAAUGGUAAUGUUCAAUGUUUGACCUCUUGUAGCAGUGUUUAUUUGCUUUUCCAUGCUUCAAACUUUUGGACUAAGAGCUCUAUAAACAUUAUUUUGGUAAACUUACUUGAAGGAUUUUAAGUUGGGUGAUGAUACAAUGUGUAACACAAAUGCCAAGGAAAAUGAUAUUUUGAUCCAAUUAAUCUAUAACUUCUGAUAUUGGGCAGGGGUACGAGAUUAUAUAAUAUUUCUUUUUUUUCUAGCUACCAUGUGCUGGUAUCAGGGUGUAAGUUGUAACCUCUAACCUAUUGAAUUCUGCUGGUGCAUAGACUAGUUCUUUUGUUGAUUUUAUAAAUUAUAAAUCCAUCGUAUGCCAUUUCUUCUGCUCGAGUCACCUUUGCUAAUAUUCCAAUAGAUAUGCUUGCUCAUGAUUCAUGUUUGAGAAACAGAGCUCAUAUCUCUUGUCACUUGAAGUUCUGAAUGAAUUCUUGUGAAAAUUGUCCUUUUUUUGAGAAAUCUGUGCCAUAACAUUUGGGAGCGGAAACAUUAUUGUGACAGUAUCACAUUUUUGUCUUUUGAAGUUAUGAAGUAUCCAGUUAUGAGUACUAGUUGUCCUUUUGACUUUCAGAUUGAGCUUUGGACAUCUGUUUUGAUUAGAUUUAAGAUCUCCGUAAGCAAAUUUAGCGAUAUUUCAGUGUUAGGUCAGUGCACAAUGUGAAACUAGCAUUCAUAUUUUCAUUUUGGAACCAACAGUAUUGCCUAGCAAGGUUUUUUAUUGACACUUCUUUGAUUUGCUACUAUACUUUGUGCUAAAUCCACUGUUCUGACUGGAGCAGGUCUUGUUCCUGGAUUAUUUACAUAACAAAUGAUCCAGCUAACAUGCUGCGGCCACUGUAUCAUGUUUAGAAAGUAGAGCUCCAAUUGCAGGUGAAUUCCAACUGUCAGUGCAAUAGGGUCUAUUGGGAGCAGUCUCCUUUUGGGUAUUUUAGGUCAAUAUGAUCCAAGAUCUUGAUUAGUGGUUUGUGAAUAUAUUCCAAGAUCUGGUAACCUGAUAUCAUGUCUUUUUGGUCCAACAGGUAGAUUUCGCCUCACAUGAAUCAAUCGGACCUAUUGUCAGUUUGUCACUAGGUGUUUGUACAUGUUGUCUUUGUAGCAUAAUUAGUACUGAUGACCAAUUAGCAGCAGCUAACUCCAUUCAUGCUUUACAAUGAUUGAUGAAAUAAAGCAUCUGCACUUUAUCAUCUGGACGACUUGUUGGCUGGUGCUCGCGGCGCUGGGAAUACCUGUCGUAUGUGCGCCGCUGAUCUGAAUAAUGUUGUGUGAUUUUAAUCAAGUUGGAUACUUGAUUUGAAUAUAUUGCAGAUAUCGUACCUACUUGCUCUGUUUGUUUGUUUGUUUUUUGGUUAUAUUUCUAGGCAAUGCAUUGUAAGUUGAAGGCCACCAUCACAGUAUCAGCUAAGGGUGUGCAUUUGAUCUUUACCUUGUAGAGGUCAUCAAACUCUAAUCGUACCUGAAACUUUGUGUAUUUUAGUCUUUACCUGCCAUGGUGAAAGAUUUGUUGACUCAGUUUGAUAGGUCGUUUUACUAUAUUACUGUCAUUGUGAUCGUGCUCGGUAUGUAGAUUUAUUUAUGCGGGAUGCAUAUGCUGCCCAACAUCAUUAGGCCACUAACUUACUGGUAUUGUCCCACACUAAUUAAGUAUUCUGACUCUACAAAAAACGACUUCAACUAAGGCACCCUAUGCUAGCAUGCUACACCUUGUUUUUAUCUCACUAGUCACUAAGAUAAUUUUAGGCAAAAGAUCAAGUAGAUAACCCCCUAUGCUAGCAUGCUACACCCUGUUUUGAUCUCACUAGUUACUAAGAUAAUUUUAGGCAAAAGAUCAAGUAGAUAACCAAUAAUUUACUUUGGUAUCCUUGGCUACUUCAGGUUGUUGCCUUGUUGGAUUGAGAUGCCAUCAAGGCAUAUGGUACGGAUAAUUAGCACUGACAGUAAUUACAUACUCAAUUCAAUCAGCAACACAGAUCUGAGUGUGAGGAACAACACCAACCAGGCAACCACGUUCUGGUCAAAGCCAGGCAAGAAUUCCUUGAUGCCUCCAAGCUCAGGAUAAAACAAUGACGCUUCCGCUUGCAAUGGCUAGCGUCGUGCAGUACCAGGCGGCGGCGGCGGCGACGGCGAUGGCGUGCGAGGAGGAGUUCAUUCCGCAGGGGCUGAUCUCCUGCUUCGGGCGGUCGCUGUCGAGGGCGUCGUCGGGGCGACACCUGGAGUACUGCAGCAGGGACGUGAGCGGCGGCGGCGAGGAUAGCCGGCGCAUGGCGCAGGAGCGAUCGGCGAGGGCGAAGCUGCGGUGGAAGGCCGUGGCGCAGGAGAUCAUGGCGAGGAGGAGCGGCGGCGGCGGCGGCGGAUCAGGGCGGCGGAGGAAGACGGCGUUCAGCUACGACUCCAAGAGCUACGCGCUCAACUUCGACGACCAGGCCGCCGGCGCCGAGUAAGAGCUCCAGCCUCCAGCUGCUACGUCGCCGGUGAGCUAGAGCUAGCUGCAGAGACGGGACAGACGAGCGCGUGCAAUAUCGCGCUCGCGCGCGACGGCCGGCCGGCCGGCGAGGGGACGGAGUGCUCGCCGGUAGCUCCUCCGGUGACCUACCCGGUGGUGUGCAUUGCAUGCAUGGAUGGCGGGAUCCAUGUGAAGACAGAGAGAGAUCAAGCUUGAAGAAUGAAGAGCCUGAAGGGCGGUGGUUCUUGUUCGAGUUUUGUUUCUUUGGCUGUUUUUUUUUUCAUUUUUGAGAUUGUAAACGUAUGCAUCCUGACAUCUUGAAUUGUUGAUGUGGUGCAGUAAGUAAUAAAAAACUGAGGCAUUUAUUCAGAAAGUA